UUGUGCUGGAAGUUUUGCACAUCCUUGUGAGAGGCAUGCUUUAAAUCAAAAACUGCAGCUAGAAAGGCCAUGACUGCUUUGUAUACAAUCAGAUUGAAAAGUGAGCAAGAAAAUGCAACGAUGCACGAUGUGGUGCAAGCUUCAGUUCGCAAGUGGCUCUGCCUGAUGCUCUAUCAUGACUGAUGGCGAGGGGAGAGCGUGCUUUCAGUAUGCAGAGGGCCAGGAGGGGCAGGAGCAGGGGGAGCGGCAGGAGGAGGUGAGGCUCGCUAUACCGACGCCCUACCUGAAUGACACACUGGGACACGAUGUUGACCUUGGAGGAGGUUACGAAGAAGAGAAGGAGGAGGAUAUGGAGAGGAGGAGGUGCAGAAGUGGUCAGCGUGAUGGAGGAGAUGAAUGGAGUCCUAAGGGUCUGGGGCACGAAGAGCAGGACCCGGAGCUGGAAGUGGACGUUGGACCAAAACUGGGAGUUCGCAUGACAGCUCCUAUUCGUGAUCCAGACUCUGUCUCUGAGGAGGAGGAGCAGCAGCCGUACCCAGCCCUGGCCCCCAUAGCCUUCUUCUGCUUGAAGCAAACAACAAGACCUCGCAACUGGUGUCUUCGUGUUGUCUGUAACCCCUGGUUCGAGCAUGUGUCCAUGCUGGUGAUCCUGCUCAACUGUGUGACUCUAGGGAUGUUUCGGCCCUGUGAAGAUGUCGCCUGCCAGUCCGAGUGGUGCCGCGUCCUACAGGUACUGGACGACUGUAUUUUUGCUUUCUUUGCCGUGGAAAUGGUCAUCAAGAUGGUGGCCCUGGGAAUUUUUGGCUCCAACUGUUACCUUGGUGACAAAUGGAACCAGCUUGACUUUGUCAUCGUUAUGGCGGGGGUGAUGGAGUAUUCUCUGGAUGGCCAUAACGCCAGCCUAUCGGCCAUUCGUACUGUCCGGGUGCUCAGGCCACUGCGGGCCAUCAACAGGGUACCAAGCAUGCGGAUCUUGGUGACACUGCUGUUGGACACCCUGCCCAUGUUGGGAAAUGUGCUCCUCCUCUGCUUCUUUGUCUUUUUCAUUUUUGGCAUUGUGGGAGUCCAGCUGUGGGCGGGGCUUCUGCGUAAUCGCUGCUUCCUGGAUGAGAACAUCACAAUAAUGUACAACUUGUCCAUAAAUCCUUACUACAUGUCAGAGGAAGGUGAAGACAGCCCCUUUAUCUGCUCAGCUGCCCGUGAAAACGGGAUGCGGCGUUGCCACAGCGUGCCGCCCUUCAUCCAAGAAGGGAACACGUGCUCACUGGCUGCUCCUCACCAAAGUCCAGCUCUGAUUGGCUCAGACCCGGUGGUGGGAGGGGCACAUGUUAAUGGUUGCGUUAACUGGAACCAAUAUUAUAAUGUGUGUCGCCCUGGAGACCUGAACCCACACAAGGGAGCCGUCAACUUUGACAAUAUUGGCUACGCCUGGAUAGCCAUAUUUCAGGUCAUCACACUGGAAGGAUGGGUAGAUAUCAUGUACUACGUCAUGGAUGCACACUCCUUCUACAAUUUUAUAUAUUUUAUACUGCUCAUUAUUGUGGGUUCUUUCUUCAUGAUCAACUUGUGCCUCGUGGUCAUCGCCACCCAGUUCUCUGAGACGAAGCAAAGAGAGAACGCACUGAUGAGGGAACAGCGUGCACGCUACAUGUCCAAUGACUCCACGCUCGCCAGCUAUAGUGAGCCAGGCUCAUGCUAUGAGGAAAUGUUACGCUACAUCAGUCACCUUUAUCGCAAGUUCAUACGCAGGUUGCAAAGGCUAUACUUGGGAUGGAACGGUAAACGGCGUAAAAAGGUGAAUCCUAAUGGCAGUGGUGGAGGCAGUAAUGGCGGCGGAAAUGGACACAGCCAUGGUUCUAGCAGGGGAUGCGGUGGCCCGGGCCCGGGUAAUACGUUAUGGCUGAGACCAAUCCAUAACCUUCUGCAACACCAUCAGCACCAGCACUGUCACCUCAGCAACGGGGGGCAGCAUACCAUCAGUGUGACAACCACAGUGCACGUGAACAGAGAGGCAAGUACUGGAGAGUGGGAGGAGCUGGAGAUGAAGUCGCUUCCUGUCCGGAGAGGAAGUACAAAUGGAAAUAGCGGUGGUGGAGGCAACACGACCGUUGUCGCCCACAGCGUGGGGGCACUGCUUCGGCGACUAAAUGGGGGGAUGAACUAUCCGACUAUUCUGCCGUCUUUUGUGUGCAGCUACAGCAGUAAGACACCACCCCCGCACUCCCAGCAGUGCGAGACCAGUCAGGAGCAGCACGCACCAAACCACCCAGUGCUGGAACACACAGAGACACUGAACAAGCUUUACCAGCUCAUGGGACAGGACAGUCACCGGAGGCUGCUGUACCGGCUGGCAGGCGUGGUGCCCAGCCCUCUGCUCCUGGAGCUGCUCAGCUGCCCUCUGUGUGCCCGCAGCCUGGAGACCUUGGAGCUGGACCUAGGAGACCUGGAGGGAGUCGGAGGAGAAGCCGAUGGACUGCACGACUACCCCCAGGGGGGAGAUCUGAGAGCUGUGAGAGGCUGGAGCAGACGGCGGGGAGCUGUGGAAUACAGAAGCGGAGCGGCUCAGGCCUGGAUAGACUUCAGGGAAAAACUGAAGAGGAUUGUGGAAAGUAAAUACUUCAACCGAGGGAUUAUGAUCGCUAUCCUUGUCAAUACCCUCAGCAUGGGGAUAGAGUACCACGAGCAGCCUAAGGAGCUGACUGAUGUGUUAGAGAUCAGUAACAUAGUCUUCACCAGUAUGUUUGUCUUGGAGAUGGGCUUCAUGCUGCUGGCCUUUGGCUUGUUUGGAUACAUCAGGAACCCGUACAACAUCUUUGAUAGCAUCAUCGUUAUCAUCAGUGUGUGGGAAAUAACUGGUCAGGCGGACGGUGGGUUGUCAGUCCUGCGAACCUUUCGUCUGCUGCGGGUGCUGAAGCUGGUUCGGUUCCUCCCCGCCCUGAGGAGACAGCUGGUCGUGCUGAUGAAGACCAUGGACAAUGUGGCCACAUUCUGCAUGCUGCUGAUGCUUUUCAUCUUCACAUUCAGUAUACUGGGUAUGCAUCUGUUUGGUUGUAAAUUUGGCCUUCGUACGGAGAAUGGAGACACGAUUCCUGACCGCAAGAACUUUGACACUCUGCUCUGGGCCAUUGUCACUGUAUUCCAGAUUCUGACCCAAGAGGACUGGAACGUGGUGCUGUACAACGGAAUGGCUUCCACGUCUCCAUGGGCAGCUCUCUAUUUCGUUGCUCUCAUGACAUUUGGCAACUAUGUGCUCUUCAAUUUACUAGUGGCCAUCCUGGUUGAGGGCUUUCAGGCUGAGGGUGAUGCCAAUCGGUCAGAGUCGGAUGACGAGAAAAAAUCAGACAACUUUGAGGAAGAUGAGAAGAUAGAACAGCUCAGAGACACUGAGCUAAAGAUGUACUCUCUGAUGAUGACAGCUAAUGGUCAUGCUGCCCCUCGUGCCCCCCCAGCCACACCCAUGCCCACUCCUAAGGGCUCCCUGGGGCCUGAGUCCAUCCUUGGGGAGGAGCUCAUGUACAGGGAAGGUGUGCCUCAAUAUGACAAGGUUGGACUGGGGUUUUCUGAGGGAACUGGUCACGUAGAGUCACGCCGUGGAAGCGCCACCUCACUGGAUCCUUUAGCCUAUGACCAGCAUUCUCUGAGCCUCUCAAGUCCGGGGCAGCGCUCCCCACUUCCCACCCGUGGGUCCGGCAGCUCAUGGGGAAGUCGUCGCUCCAGCUGGAACAGCCUGAGCAGAGCGCCGAGCCUCAAAAGGCGAGACACCAGUGGAGAGAGGGAGAGCCUGUUGUCCGGAGAAGAGGAAGAUGGCAGGGAGGACAAGGGAGAGGCUGGGGGAAACAACAGACCAGGGCCGGGGACCUUUGAGCUGCUGCAGGCAUCUACUCUGUGCCCUUCCAUAACAACAGAGCAUGGUGACUGUAACGGCCGAACCCUGACUUACAACCCUGACUCCAAACCCAAGGAAGACUCCUCGAACGAGGAUGACAGCGAUGAUGAUAGUGUUUUGUGCUACUGGAUCAGAAAAAAGUUCCGUAACAUAAAGCCUCGCUGUUGCAAAGAGCAUGAAGACUGGACGCUGUAUUUGUUCUCUCCACAAAGCCCAUUUCGUGUCUGGUGCCAAAGCGUGAUCUCUCACAAAAUGUUCGACCAUGUGGUUCUGGUUUUCAUCUUCCUCAAUUGUAUCACCAUUGCUCUGGAAAGACCUGACAUACAGCAGGAAAGCCGGGAGCGCCUGUUUUUGAGUGUGUCCAACUACAUUUUCACUGUGAUCUUCCUGGCAGAGAUGACCAUUAAGGUUGUAGCUCUGGGUUUCUGCUUUGGGAAGCAGAGCUACCUCCAGUCCAGCUGGAACAUUUUGGAUGGAGUGUUGGUGUUUGUGUCCCUGGUCGACAUUCUGGUCUCUAUGGCCUCUGUUGGUGGAAACAAGAUCCUGGGCAUCCUCAGGGUCUUACGCCUGCUACGAACACUACGCCCACUGAGGGUAAUCAGCCGAGCACCAGGACUGAAGCUGGUUGUGGAGACUCUCAUCACUUCACUUCGACCCAUCGGGAACAUUGUCCUUAUCUGCUGCGCCUUCUUCAUUGUCUUUGGGAUCUUGGGGGUGCAGCUUUUCAAAGGGAAGUUCUACCACUGCGAAGGUCUUGACAUGAAAAACAUCACCACCAAGUCAGAUUGUUUGCAGGCAAAAUACAGCUGGGUAAAAAGGAAGUACAACUUUGACAAUCUGAUUCAGGCCCUGAUGUCAUUGUUUGUACUGUCAUGUAAGGAUGGCUGGGUCAACAUCAUGUAUGAUGGGCUGGAUGCAGUAGGAGUAGACAAACAGCCUGUGAGAAACCACAACCCCUGGAUGUUGCUUUAUUUCAUCUCCUUCCUGCUUAUCGUCAGCUUCUUCGUCCUCAACAUGUUUGUCGGUGUCGUGGUGGAGAACUUCCACAAGUGCCGGCAGGACCAGGAGGAGGAGGAGCUCCGCUUACGGGAAGAGAAGAGGCUCAAAAUGAUAGAUAAAAAGCGCAGGAGUAAGGAGAAUGGAGGGGCUGAGGCGAAGCAGAGGCCUUAUUAUGCGGACUACUCUCCCUUGCGUCUGUCCAUCCACACACUGUGCACCAGCCACUACCUGGACCUCUUUAUCACCUUCAUCAUCUGCAUCAACGUCUUCACCAUGAGCAUUGAGCACUACGACCAGCCACAGUAUUUAGAAGACGUUUUGAAGUACUGUAACUACGUGUUUACGAUCAUCUUCGUCAUCGAGGCCCUGCUCAAACUUAUGGCAUUCGGGAUACAGAGGUUCUUCAAAGACAGAUGGAAUCAGCUGGAUGUAGCUAUAGUGGCAUUGUCUAUCAUGGGCAUCACCCUCGAGGAGCUGAAAAUGAAUGCAGCACUGCCCAUAAACCCCACCAUCAUCAGAAUCAUGAGAGUACUCAGAAUAGCACGAGUGUUAAAACUUCUGAAGAUGGCCACAGGGAUGAGAGCUCUGCUGGAUACUGUCAUGCAAGCGCUGCCACAGGUGGGGAAUCUUGGUCUCCUCUUCAUGCUUCUUUUCUUCAUCUACGCUGCACUGGGAGUGGAGCUCUUUGGCAAACUGGAGUGCAAUGAUGACAACCCGUGUGAUGGCCUGAGUCGUCACGCAACCUUUCAGCAUUUCGGGAUGGCCUUCCUCACGCUGUUUCGAGUGUCCACUGGGGACAACUGGAAUGGGAUAAUGAAAGAUACAUUAAGGGAGUGUCGUCAAGGUGACAACAACUGUCUUUCCUAUCUGCCCUGGGUCUCUCCAAUAUACUUUGUCACCUUUGUGCUCAUGGCCCAAUUUGUGCUGGUCAAUGUGGUGGUGGCUGUUCUGAUGAAGCAUCUAGAAGAAAGCAACAAGGAUGCCAAAGAGGAUGCAGAGAUGGAUGCAGAGAUUGCCCUGGAAAUGGCUGAGGAGAGACAACACAGAUUAAGCACAAGCUCCACCAACAGCUCAGAGGAUGGAACCUAUAUUGGGCCAUGUCCACAUUCACCUGGACAGGAGGAACAGAAGCAGUGUGAAGACCAGGACCUGCUGUCAUCUAGUAAGAUGUCUGUAUCCAGGGUGCACUCUCUGCCUAACGAUAGCUACAUGUUCCGGCCUGUACGGCCCGCCAGCGCCCCCUAUCCUCUGGAGGAGGUGGAUGUCAGUCCCCAGCACCAGCAUUCAGGCUCAGUGACAUCGGUUCACUCUCAGCCAUGCGAGAGCCGCUCUCUGCUGCAGGUACCAGACAUUUCCCCUGUUCACCCUCGGUCUCCUCCGACGAUCAGCCUUCCCCGCAUUGCCCCGCCCACACCCAGUCCCUCCCCACGCGCCGUGCACAGACAGGUGACAGUUAAAGUGGAUUUGGUGGAUCUUCGGAGACCUAGGCCGCCCUCUGCUGCCUCCCUCUGCGACCCGGCCGACGAGGAGGUGUAUCACAUAACCAGUUCAGCCUGCCGCAGGUGGGAAGAUGUGGAGGGAGGACAGCAGGAGAGCAAAGGGAAGGGUAGCUGCAGCCACUCCCUCUCCCCUUACACAUCCCCGUACACUCGAGACUCCCACUCCACCUCCUCCUCUCCUCUUCCCCCACUACCACCUUCCUCCUCAAAGAGCACGCUCAGUUUGCUGGGGUUGGGGCUGAAGGACUGUGACUUUAGGAAGGGCAUUAGUGCAGACAACCAGGUCUUCCUGGACAAGUUGUCAUCAUUGUCUGCUUGUUACCCUGAUGAUCAGCGUCGCCAUUCCAUUGAGGUCUGCCUCCCACAGGCUGAUAUCACCAGUGAUGAGCACCACUUUACACAGGAGUCCCACCGGUCAGAAAAGAGUGGUCCAGUGAGGGUGCAGUCAGUUGGGGGUGGUCACAGAAAGAAGAAGAUGAGUCCUCCCUGUAUAUCCAUCCACCCCCCCUCAGACAGGGAACAACCCCAAAUCACCUCACCCCCAAAACUUGCUGAUUGCAGCAUGAUGCUGAGACACAGGACGCCCUCCUAUGACUUGACACCGCACUCACAGUCAAACACACAAGACGUCUUGGGAGAUGCACAGCAGCUCUCUCCAGUGUACACAGUGCUAACACCGAUCCCUGUACCGCUGCAAGCACACUCACCAACACACACACUGACACCCUCGCGGGCAUCUACGCCGACACAUACUCAGUCAUACACUCCACCGCACCCAUCCACACCUACACAUCCGCACAUCCCCAUAAGCCCAAACAUCUUUAUCCAGCCUCAUGCACCUCUUUUUCCAAAUGCUAUGCCUUUCUCACAGACACACUCCCUCUCCCCAGCUGCAAGGCAUUCAACUCUCACAGGGGACUUCAUUCCCCUGCCCCAGUUAACCUUUGACCAACCACAGUCCAUAUACAUGGGUGGCCUGUCAGCUGGCCUAUCAGACACUGAUACAGCCACAUGCUCUUCCCCUUUUGACAGCAGACUGGUAAGCGGUGCGGGAUUCAAUGCAAAGAACCGGAGGACCGCCCAGUGA
This is a messenger RNA of Monopterus albus (swamp eel), 7471 nucleotides long. It is a transcript of the gene cacna1ha, whose product is annotated as calcium channel, voltage-dependent, T type, alpha 1H subunit a. Gene Ontology annotation, biological process: calcium ion import across plasma membrane. NCBI's taxonomy places the organism in Eukaryota, Metazoa, Chordata, Actinopteri, Synbranchiformes, Synbranchidae. Gene Ontology annotation, molecular function: high voltage-gated calcium channel activity. Gene Ontology annotation, cellular component: voltage-gated calcium channel complex; membrane. The record is from RefSeq and is a predicted model, not a curated record.